Austrofundulus limnaeus is the source of this 586-nucleotide messenger RNA. Its product is annotated as voltage-dependent L-type calcium channel subunit beta-4. Gene Ontology annotation, cellular component: voltage-gated calcium channel complex. The record is from RefSeq and is a predicted model, not a curated record. Gene Ontology annotation, molecular function: voltage-gated calcium channel activity. Gene Ontology annotation, biological process: calcium ion transmembrane transport. Lineage: Eukaryota; Metazoa; Chordata; Actinopteri; Cyprinodontiformes; Rivulidae.
GUCCUGCAGCGGCUGAUAAAAUCAAGAGGAAAAUCUCAAAGCAAACAUUUGAACGUGCAGCUCGUUGCAGCAGAAAAGCUGUCCCAGUGUCCUUCUGAGAUGUUUGAUAUCAUUUUGGAUGAGAACCAGCUGGAGGAUGCCUGCGAACACCUGGCAGAAUACCUGGAGGCGUACUGGCGAGCGACACACACGUCACUUAGCACACCACUCAACCCCCUGCUGGGACGCAACCUGGGCUCCACGGCUCUCUCUCCGUAUCCCACUGCCCUUCAGGUGAAGUUAUGGAGCUGGAGAAGAACGUUUCCUCAUACUUUUCUAUUAAAUUUGGUCUUCUAAAUUAUUUGUCAGUGUUCGUGGAAGCUCUGCUUUAGGAAACCUUCAUAUCACUGUCAGUUUAGCAAGUUCUAUGCCUGGAUGGUUAUUACUGAGCCCAAAUAGAGGUGGUAGUACUGGCACAUCUUUUUACAGGAAUAUCUUACAUUUCUGCUGGGAUAACAGUGUAAUUUAAAUUAACUGCAUUCUAAAGGUUUAUAUCAGGGCUAUUCAACUAAACUGCUUCGAGGGCCACAGUUACUGCAGACCAACA